This is a messenger RNA of Uncinocarpus reesii 1704, 315 nucleotides long. RefSeq lists its product as uncharacterized. Lineage: Eukaryota; Fungi; Ascomycota; Eurotiomycetes; Onygenales; Onygenaceae. Bases 1 to 315 code for a protein of 104 amino acids. The transcript has 3 exons. The record is from RefSeq and is a predicted model, not a curated record. Gene Ontology annotation, biological process: mitochondrial electron transport, ubiquinol to cytochrome c.
AUGUCGCUCGCCAGCAUCGUCAGCCGGACGUUCGAGGUUCCGUGGGUCAAGCGGAUGAUGAUGCCCGUGGCCCAAUGGUACGCCAAUGCGGCCGGAUAUAGGCAGAUGGGACUCAGAUACGAUGACUUGAUCCCCGAAGAAAGCGAUGUCGUCCAGCAAGCUCUCAAGCGACUUCCUCCCAAGGAGGCGUACGACCGUAUCUACCGCAUCCGCCGCGCGGUCCAGGACAUCCGCUACCUCCGACCCCUGAUUGAGGAAAUCGAGCGCGAGCGCCAGGAACGUGAAGACCUGGACUCUUUGGUUAUCAAGCGAUAA